Molecule: messenger RNA, 225 nt
Organism: Clunio marinus
Lineage: Eukaryota; Metazoa; Arthropoda; Insecta; Diptera; Chironomidae
Source: the annotation of a GenBank genome assembly
AUGGAAAGAGCUAUUACAAGAAAGACCAAACAUCACAUUGCCGUCGAAAGUGUUUUCGCGAAACAAAGGCGAAAAACAUCUGCACAUUCUCGAGUGACGACAGCAUUAAAGAAUGUGACAAAGGAAAUAAUUCCAUUUCUGUUGACCUUCAAGUGGAAGGCAACUAAAGAGAAAAAAAAACGGGAAACUUUUAGAAAAUCAAAAGAAGCAACAAAGAAAAAAUAA